Amborella trichopoda is the source of this 852-nucleotide messenger RNA. The record is from RefSeq and is a predicted model, not a curated record. NCBI's taxonomy places the organism in Eukaryota, Viridiplantae, Streptophyta, Magnoliopsida, Amborellales, Amborellaceae.
AAGUCAGCUGGGAGGAAUUCCUCUGGGCAUAUUACGGUUUUUCACUAAGGGGGUGGAUCGAAGCGAUUGCAUCGAAGAAUUGAUUUGAAACGAAGCACUUCGUCUAUGGGCAUUGUAGAAAGGAUCAAAUAUGACCCAAAUCGUUCUUCUCGGAUCGCCCUAGUACGAUGGAUCGAGGGGGUGCUGCUACGUUGCCAGAGGAGAUGCAACGCGAUAGAAGAGUUCGCUCUGCCGAUUCAAAUCCUCGAACAUACCACGGCCACCAUCAACAGCCUAUUUUCGUUCUCUUCCCUGCCUAGGAAAGUGGAUCAAAGAAAGGUAGCUUGCUUCUCUCCUGGACUGAUGGCAGCUUAUGUAGUGGUUGGCCUUCCUACCAGAGUGCCUCUACUCCUAAAAGCGAGCACAAAAAAGAGCCAGGCCUGCGCAGGAAGCAAAAAAAGUUGUGUGAAGGACAUUUUCUUCUCUGCCCUCUCCUCUCCAAAGGCCAAGGGAGAGACUGCAUCUUACCUUUCCUUUGGUAGCUCUUUUUGUUUCCCAAGGAUAGCGGUAGCUGGGGCAAAGCCCACUUUCUUCGCUCCACGAAUGAGAGAGAAAGUCAAAGGAAAAAAGACAUUCUCUCUUUGCGAGGUCCAAAAGUGGAGAAUGCAUAGCAUUCUCUGGGCGCAUUGGAUCAAACAUAAAGCUGCGCUUUCUUGGCAAAGUUCUCGGCAGCAAGAAACUUUAGGGCUUGUUGGAGCUGUUGAGCAUAACGAAUCAAAGCCGAAGGUGGAUCAAGGUAGCUUGCCUGCCAAGCAGAUAGGCGAAGGGCUGAAGGAUGGAGCCUGGAAAGUUUUUCAUGCACCUGUCGUGUGA